AUGUCACUUACAGUACAUUACCUUGAUAAUAAUAGCUAUGAUUAUUAUGAUGAUAAUUAUGAUUAUGCUCCCUUAUGUGAAAUUAAUGAAGCCAACUACUUUGGAGCAGUUUUUACACAAGUCUUGUACAGCCUUAUCUUUAUUUUCACCUUGAUUGGGAAUAUCUUGGUUUUGUGGAUCCUGAUGAGAUACGAGAAGACAAAAACUGUAACGGACAUCUUUAUUUUGAAUCUGGUUGCCUCUGAUCUGAUUUUUGGCUGUUCACUUCCAUUCUGGACUGUGGAUCACACACAUGGAUGGAUCUUUGGCAAGGCCAUGUGCAAGAUAAUGAGUUCAAUUUUCUUCAUCAGCUACUACAGUGGGAUCCUACUGCUGACAUUAAUGACUAUAGAUAGAUACCUUGUGGUAGUUUACCCUCUGUUUGCUGUAAGAAGCAGGCGGCUCUACUAUCGUGUGGUGGCCUGCUUGGCAGUUUGGUGCGUUAGCUUCUUAGCCACAAUCCCAGAAAUGAUCUUUUCUGAUGUCUCAGUUAAUUUGGAUGAAAGCUUAAGAUGUGAAAGUGUAUAUCCAAUGGAGACUGAGCAAAUAUGGCUAGGCAUGCAAUGUUUUCAACAAAACCUUUUGUUCUUUUUGAUCCCCCUUGUUGUUAUUUUGUACUGCUACUCCAGGAUUCUUAACACUGUUGUUAAGUGCAGAGCCCGCAAGAAAUUCAAAACAGUGAAGGUUAUCUUCUGCAUUGUGACAGUGUUUUUUGUUUGUUGGGCACCAUACAAUUUGGUCGUCUUCUUGCUGUCUUUGGCUGAUCUCAAUAUUCUAACAGCUGUUUCGUGUGACAUCAGGAACCACCUGAUUUUUGCAUUUUACAUUUGUCGGGACAUUGCUUAUUUCCACUGCUGUCUAAAUCCUUUCUUUUAUGCUUUGGUUGGAACAAAGUUCAGGAAACACUUAAAGAAAGUAAUAUACAUCUAUUUUCCUUUCCAGAAUUUCCAGAGGCAAUCCAAGCACAGUGUCAGAAGUCGUUAUUUGAGCAGUUCAUAUGAGCAUUCUAAUUCUUCUGCUUUUAACACUAUCUAA
Messenger RNA from Hypanus sabinus (Atlantic stingray), 1074 nucleotides. Its product is annotated as chemokine XC receptor 1-like. The coding region runs from base 1 to 1074 and encodes 357 amino acids. Lineage: Eukaryota; Metazoa; Chordata; Chondrichthyes; Myliobatiformes; Dasyatidae. Gene Ontology annotation, molecular function: chemokine receptor activity. The record is from RefSeq and is a predicted model, not a curated record. Gene Ontology annotation, biological process: immune response; chemotaxis; G protein-coupled receptor signaling pathway. Gene Ontology annotation, cellular component: membrane. The transcript has a single exon.